Messenger RNA from Cryphonectria parasitica EP155, 1929 nucleotides. RefSeq lists its product as uncharacterized. The transcript is spliced from 4 exons. The coding region runs from base 1 to 1929 and encodes 642 amino acids. Gene Ontology annotation, molecular function: FAD binding. Lineage: Eukaryota; Fungi; Ascomycota; Sordariomycetes; Diaporthales; Cryphonectriaceae. The record is from RefSeq and is a predicted model, not a curated record.
AUGGAAACACAGCCUGCAAGACAGUCGGCCGAGCCCAACUAUGAUAUUGUAAUCAUCGGCGCUGGGCCCGUGGGGCUUAUGCUGUCAACCUGUCUUGUACGAUGGGGCUACAGGGUCAAGCAUAUCGACAACAGGGCCGAGCCUACGCCGACCGGCCGUGCGGAUGGCAUUCAGCCGAGGUCGCUGGAUCUGCUGCGCAACAUGGGUCUCAAGUCUGCUAUUAUGGCGCACAAGCCGGCUAGGGUCUACGAGGUCGCCUUCUGGGACCCCCAACGGGAUGGCAAGGGCAUCGGCCGGACGGGCACGUGGGCCAGCUGCCCGAGUUUCAUUGAUGCGAGGUACCCCUUCACCACUCUCCUGCACCAGGGCCUCAUCGAGCGCGUCUUCAUUGCCGACCUCGAGAAGAACGGGGCCAAGAUCCAGCGGCCUUGGACCAUCAAGGGUUUCAGCGUGGACGAGGAAGCCAACCCCGAGUUCCCAGUAGAGGUCCAGCUGGAGCAUAUCGACGGUACCGCCCGGGAGAGCGUUAGGGCCAGGUACCUCUUCAGCGGGGAGGGAGCAAGGUCCUUUGUGAGAGAACAACUGAAGAUAGGCAUCAAGCACAAAGACCCGAUUGCACAUGUCUGGGGCGUCAUGGACGGCGUGGUCAAGACAGACUUUCCAGACAUCAAGAUGAAAUGCACAAUACACUCGGCACACGGGUCGAUCAUGGUCAUCCCCCGCGAGAACAGGCUUGUGCGGCUGUACAUCCAGAUCGCCUCCUCCACGGAUUCCGACUGGAACCCCCGAAAAACGGCCACGGCCGAAGAGGUCCAGGCAUCCGCCAAGAGGAUCCUGGAGCCCUACUCGAUAGAGUGGGAGUCGGUAGAAUGGUACUCUGUGUACCCCAUCGGCCAGGGUAUCUCGGACCGCUACACCCUGGACCACCGCGUCUUCCUUGGCGGUGAUGCCUGCCACACCCACAGCCCCAAGGCUGGUCAAGGUAUGAACACGGCCUUCCUCGACGCCCAGAACCUCGCGUGGAAGAUCCAUGCGGUGGAGGCUGGGUUUGCCGACCGCAGCAUUCUGCAGACCUACGAGCCAGAGCGGAAAGAGGUCGCCGAGAUGCUGCUGUCAUUCGACAACAAGUAUGCCAAGCUGUUCUCCCAGCGGCCACCUGCGGCUAGCGAGGUCGAGGCGGCAUCUGGGAUCGUACAGGGCGAGAACGCCGCCGAGGACACCGAUUUUGUCCGGACCUUUAAGGAAUCAUGCGAGUUCACCAGUGGGUACGGCGUUGCCUAUGGGCCUAACGCGCUCAACUGGUCGCCAGCACACCCAGUGCAGUCGCAGCUGGUGCAGCCGGCAGGCAUCAAACUGAGAACGGGCCGACUCCUGAUCAACGCCGACGUCACACGGGUUGUCGAUGCCAACGUCGUGCACCUCGAGCAGCAGAUCCCCUUGAACGGAUCCUUCCGGCUCUUUGUGCUGGCAGGUAGGCCGUCUGCCACCAGCCAGGCGCUCAAGGAUCUGGCCCACGGCCUCGCUCGCCGGGGCUCCUUCUAUGCCUCGUAUGCCCGGCCUGACAUCAAGACAGUCUCGCAUCACGAACAGGACAACCCGCACAGCCUCUUCUUCACCAUUUGCACCGUCCUCGCCGCGCCACGCACCAGCAUCGAGAUCAGCCGUGAUGUCCCAGAGCUCCUGGCCCGCUACCGCGACCAUGUAUACGCAGACGACCGGUGGGAUCGGCGGGUGCCCGAGGCGAAGGCAUCGGCCCACGCCAAGAUGGGCUUUGACGAGGAGCAGGGUGGUGUUGUCGUGGUGAGGCCUGAUGGAUACGUCGGUAUUGUGGUGUCGCUGGCAGAGGGGAACGGCACAGUGGACGCGCUGAACCAGUAUUUUGCUACCUUUUGCACCAAGCAUGUGGGAGCCACCGCGUCUCAGCUGUGA